This is a messenger RNA of Glarea lozoyensis ATCC 20868, 1728 nucleotides long. Its product is annotated as Tryptophan synthase beta subunit-like PLP-dependent enzyme. The record is from RefSeq and is a predicted model, not a curated record. The coding region runs from base 1 to 1728 and encodes 575 amino acids. Gene Ontology annotation, biological process: L-threonine catabolic process. Lineage: Eukaryota; Fungi; Ascomycota; Leotiomycetes; Helotiales; Helotiaceae. Gene Ontology annotation, molecular function: threonine deaminase activity; pyridoxal phosphate binding. The transcript is spliced from 2 exons.
AUGGAAAACGGAGGUCUGCCUAACGGCGACUCCAAAGUCAACGGUACACCGAGUACCAAUGGCUCGAGACCUCGAACUCCAAGCUUGAAUACAUUGAGCUUGACCGAAUAUGCGACGAACCCUUCACCGCCGAGCGCGGAUCCAAGAAGCAAGAUUCGAGGAGUAGUUCCUGAGGAAUUCUUGUUGCCAAAUGGGUACCCUGAUUAUUUGCGGCUUAUCCUUACGUCUCGAGUCUAUGAAGUGGUAACAGAAACACCACUCACAUCAGCUAUCAACCUAAGCAACCGCCUAGAAUGCAACGUAUUAUUAAAAAGAGAAGAUCUGCAGCCGGUAUUCAGCUUCAAACUAAGAGGGGCGUACAACAAAAUGGCACAUUUGGAUCCCAAACUUAGCUGGAAGGGAGUGGUUGCUUGUUCCGCCGGGAAUCAUGCACAGGGAGUUGCGUACUCUGCUAGAAAGCUCAAGAUACCUGCGACUAUCGUCAUGCCUAAAGGUACUCCAAGUAUCAAGCACCUGAAUGUUUCGAGGCUAGGAGGAUCUGUGGUUCUGAAUGGCGAUGAUUUUGACGCUGCGAAAGAAGAAUGUGGUCGAUUGGAAAAGCUCCACGGAUUGACGAAUAUCCCGCCUUUCGACGAUCCUUAUGUUAUCGCUGGACAAGGUACCAUAGGAAUGGAGCUCUUGCGGCAGACAAACAUUCGAAAGCUGGAAGCUAUUUUCUGUUGUGUUGGCGGUGGGGGGCUUAUUGCUGGCAUUGGAGUCUAUGUUAAACGAAUUGCGCCUCAUGUCAAAAUCAUCGGAGUGGAGACAUAUGACGCUAAUGCUAUGGUGCAGUCGCUGCAGAAGGGGGAGAGAGUUGCACUCCAAGAUGUUGGGCUAUUCGCAGAUGGUGCAGCAGUCAAAAAUGUUGGGGAGGAGACCUUCAGAAUAUGCCAGGAGGUUGUGGAUGAGAUCAUUCAAGUGACCACCGACGAGACUUGCGCGGCCAUCAAAGACGUUUUCGAGGACACCAGGUCCAUCGUCGAGCCAGCAGGGGCUUUGGCACUGGCAGGGCUCAAGAAAUAUGUAGCAGCGCACCCUUCAGCAGACACCUCUCGAAAUUUAGUCGCCAUUGCAUCAGGAGCGAACAUGAACUUUGAUCGCCUUCGAUUUGUUGCAGAACGUGCUGCUUUGGGAGAGAAAAAAGAAGCUCUGAUCAUGGUCAAGAUACCCGAAAGACCAGGAGCGUUCUUGGAACUCAUCAGAGCGAUUAUGCCACAUAUGGUCACCGAAUUCUCCUACCGGUUUGCUACAGAUGCAGUUGCGAAUAUACUUAUUGGUAUUUCCCUCACCUCUCCAGCCUCCCAAAGAGAAGCCGAGCUCUCUUCUUUACUCGCGCGUAUUGAGUCAGGGGAAAUGAUAGCGAAAGAUCUUUCCGGUGACGAACUUGCUAAGUCCCACGUCCGCUAUCUGGUUGGUGGGCGAUCAGCCGUACCGAAUGAGCGAUUAUAUAUGUUCAACUUUCCUGAAAGACCUGGCGCUCUACAAAAAUUCUUGACCACUCUUGGUCCAAAGUACAACAUCUCACUCUUCCAAUACCGAAACGCUGGUAGUGAUAUUGGUAAAAUUCUCACCGGUAUCAUCUGUCCUGAAGUCGAACACAAGGAAUUAGAAAGCUUUUUGCAGAAAAUUGGGUAUCCUUGGGAGGACUGUACAAAUUCAGAGGUGUUUGGGACUUUCUUGCGAUCUUGA